Salarias fasciatus (jewelled blenny) is the source of this 3343-nucleotide messenger RNA. RefSeq names its product transglutaminase 1 like 1 (gene tgm1l1). The transcript is spliced from 14 exons. The record is from RefSeq and is a predicted model, not a curated record. NCBI's taxonomy places the organism in Eukaryota, Metazoa, Chordata, Actinopteri, Blenniiformes, Blenniidae. Gene Ontology annotation, molecular function: protein-glutamine gamma-glutamyltransferase activity. Gene Ontology annotation, biological process: peptide cross-linking. Bases 136 to 2484 code for a protein of 782 amino acids.
GGCUCCGUGAACCGAGGACGAGUCGACAAGAGAGGAGAGAGGGAAAAAAAAAGUUGCCAAAAGUUUUCCCAAGGCUGAGGGAUAAUUUGUUCAGGAGGAAAACCGAAGUUUCACCGCCGAACCAAGAAGAGAAAGAUGCCAGGUGAAAGGUUAACAGUGCGAGGCACAUCAGAGAUCGGACGCUUCCACGGAGCUUCCCCGCCCACCAGGGUGGAGCUCACCAUUCAGAAUGAGGGGGAGAAGAAGGAGGAGAGCAGCUGCAAGCGCUGGUUCAGGAAGAUGUGCUGCUGCAAGCGCCAGAACGGCACGUCCUACGACGUUACUGACAAGGUGGAACUGACCAAACCAUCAACCCCCGCUCCAUUAAUCUCAGAUCCCCCCAAGCCAAAGCCUGAGAACGGAGAAGCAAAAGAAUUUGAAGAAGUUAAGUUGGCGGUGUGUUCGGUGGACCUUCUGAGUUCCAAGACGGGUCAAAACCGACAGGAGCAUCACACCGACCUCUAUCACGGAGACGAGCUGAUCGUCCGCCGAGGACAGACCUUCCAGGUGGAGCUGGAGCUCAACAGGGCCUUCAGUGCCGACACUGACAAGCUGCACCUGGACCUGAGGACAGGUCCGCUGCCCCUGGUGUCUAAAGGCACUCACGUCAUCAUCCCACUGGUGGAGGACCUGAAGGAAUCGCGCUGGGCGGCAAAGAUUAUCGAGGAAACCGGAAACAAGAUCAAGCUCUCCGUCAGCUCUCCGCCCAACGCCGUGAUCGGCCUGUACGGCCUCACUGUCACCACCAGCCCUCUGAAGGGCGAGGGGGCCACGACUUUCACCUCCAGCGAGAACGUGGUGGUGCUCUUCAACCCUUGGUGCGAAGCGGACACCGUGUUCCUGGACGACGAGGAGGAGAGGAAGGAGUACGUGCUGAACGACACCGGGAGGAUUUACUACGGCACUGAGAAACAAAUUGGUGCUCGGACGUGGAACUUCGGCCAGUUUCAUGAGGGAAUCCUGGAAGCAUGCUUGUUUAUCUUGGAGAAGAGUGAAAUGCCACCAUCUGGUCGUGGGGAUCCUGUUAACGUGGUCAGAGUCAUUUCCGCCUUGAUAAACGCUCAGGAUGACUUGGGCGUUCUCGUCGGGAACUGGUCCGGGAAUUACGCCGACGGCGUCUCCCCUGCUGCGUGGAGCAGCAGCGUGGAGAUCCUGAGGAAAUACCACGCCUCCAAUGGCACGCCUGUGUCCUACGGACAGUGCUGGGUCUUCUCUGGGAUCACCACAACAGUGCUGCGCUGUUUGGGCAUCCCUGCUCGCAGCGUGACCAACUUCCAGUCUGCUCACGAUACCGAUGUGUCGCUCACGACCGACGUGUACUUCGACGAAAACCUGGAGCCGAUCGACUACCUCAACAGUGACUCUGUAUGGAACUUCCACGUGUGGAACGACUGCUGGAUGGCCAGACCGGACCUGCCUCCCGGUCACGGCGGCUGGCAGGCGGUGGACUCCACCCCCCAGGAGACCAGUCAGGGCACCUUCCGCUGCGGCCCCGCCUCCGUCAACGCCAUCCGCUCCGGCCAGGUCUACCUCAAACACGACUCGCCUUUCGUCUUUGCUGAGGUGAACAGUGAUAAGAUCUACUGGCAGAGGAACCUGGACGGCACGUUCACUCAGUUCCACAGUGAGAAGAAAGCUGUGGGCCACUGUAUCAGCACCAAGGCUGUGGGCUCCGACGAGCGUGCGGACAUCACACACCUGUACAAACAUCCAGAGGAUUCAGAAGAGGAACGCAUUGCUGUGGAGACUGCGAGCCGCUAUGGCAGCAAGCCCGAGGUUUACGCCUCGCCCCUGGCUGAGGAUGUGUCUGUGGAGGUGAAGAUGGACGGCGAGGGGCCCAGGAUGGGCGCCGACGCUCAGCUGAACAUCGUGGUGAAAAACCAGAGCUCAGAGCCCCGCCGGGCGACGCUACACAGCCAGGUGGCCGUCAUGUACUACACGGGCGUGCUGAAGGGCGCCAUCAAGAAGGAAGAAAUCUCUGUGGAGCUGUUGCCCAAUGAAGAGAAGUCGAUCGAAUGGGUCCUGCCCUACCAGCAGUAUCAGAACCAGCUGGUGGAUCAGGCCGCCCUCAUGCUGACUCUGUCUGGAAAAGUCAAUGAGACCAAGCAAGUACUGGCCAACCAGACGACCUUCAGACUGCGAACGCCUGACCUCAACAUCACGCCUCUGGGAGAAGCUGUGGUUGGUAAAGAGAUGGCAGCAAAGAUAACCUUCACCAACCCGCUGCCACGCACGCUGAAGGACGUGGUGUUCAGAGUGGAGGGCCUGGGCCUGCAGAAGGGCCAUGAAGUGGUUGUAGGGGACGUCAGCGGUCACUCCACAGUCACACUCACGGAGCACUUCAUCCCGACGCAGCCCGGCCAGAGGAAGCUGGUCGCAUCUCUGGACUGCAAACAGCUCACACAAGUCCAUGGAGUGGCGGACAUCGUUGUUCUUGAGAAAUGAGUGGGAUCCAAAAAGUUUCUGCUUCUACUAAAAUUACUUUCUCUUUAUAGUAUACAAACCGAGAGCCUCUAGAUAUAUGAAGUGUGCCAAGUAUCUUAAACUAUCGUUUUUACUUAGUAUCUAUUUUUGAUAUCUCAAAACUAUGAACUUUUAACAACUGUUGUCAGUAUUAUUUUGUAACUUUGAAUAUUAUGAAUUUACUCCAUUGUGUGUCACUGUAGUGAAAUACGCAGCUGCAUUUCGAUAUGAGCACACCAAACACAUCAUGCUGAAGUUUUAAAUCUGCAACACUAGUGCAUUUCGAGACACUGAAGAAAGCAUGUGAAAGUGCAUGAAGUCAGGUCUUUUUGUAAUCGUGUGAGUACCGUCACUGCAUCACUCUUACUGUUAGUCAUAAUGUGAAAAGAGAAGUCCGACAACAUGAACCUCACAUGGCUUAAAUGAAGGAAGGAUGAUUGUGAAAUGUUUGAAAAGGGUUUAAAUUGGAGGUGAAAGGAGUUUUUUUUUAGAAUUAGAUCUCAACACAAAUUUGGCAAGUCCGGAAACUUCAUCUUUAAAAGACGACAAAAAACUAAAAAGUCUCGUAUUCCCUGGCGAAUGUUGCUCUGCUUGUGUGUUUGGUUACUGUGUGUGUGCAGUUACACUGGCAUCAACUUUACAGCAAAGUGUGGUUCACCCUCAUAUCUGAGCUCACUGUCCUAAUUCACCUUUUAUAACUUCAGCACUUCAAGUACAAUGUGAAGGAAAUCCUUUUACCACUAUCAUAUUAUUUAUCUACCUGGAAUCUUUUUUUUUUUUUUUUUUUUUUUAAUGUAUCACUUGUGUUGUGUCAGUAAUAAAGCUCACCCUUUAAUGACGA